Molecule: messenger RNA, 1915 nt
Organism: Spinacia oleracea (spinach)
Lineage: Eukaryota; Viridiplantae; Streptophyta; Magnoliopsida; Caryophyllales; Amaranthaceae
Product: cytochrome P450 78A5
Exons: 2
Coding region: 64-1662 (532 amino acids)
Molecular function (GO): monooxygenase activity; heme binding; oxidoreductase activity, acting on paired donors, with incorporation or reduction of molecular oxygen
Source: RefSeq, a predicted model, not a curated record
UGCUUCUUCUCCCUCACCAACACUCAUCUUCUUGCCACCUAACCACUCUCUACCUCUGCAAAAAUGUCUGUAGAAAACUUAGCUUCCGCUUUCUCUCUCCUCCCAACGGCAUCUUCCAUCCUGUCUGUACCCAUUUUCGUGUCCUUGGCUGUUUUCGUCUCCCUUUUCACCAUCUUCCUCUACCCAGGUGGUUUAGCAUGGGCUCUCUCCCCCUCAAAAUCCACCAAGGGCGGCCGGUCUGCCUCAGCAAUUCCUGGCCCGACUGGGCUUCCCUUUGUAGGUCUCGGUUACGCUUUUGCCUCUGAAACCACCCACAGGAUCUUAUCCAAGGUGGCCACUAGUCUUCAGGCGACACCACUCAUGGCGUUCUCCGUGGGAAUGACUCGCUUCAUCAUAGCAAGCGAGCCAGAGACAGCAAAGGAAAUUCUAAACAGUUCAGAAUUCGCCGACCGCCCCGUGAAAGAGUCAGCUUACGAGCUUCUCUUCCAUAGGGCAAUGGGGUUUGCACCCUUCGGCGAUUACUGGAGGAAUUUGAGAAGAAUCUCCGCCACCCACCUCUUCAGCCCACGAAGAAUCGCGUGUUUCGGUGGGUUCAGGGAGGAAAUUGGGAGGAAGAUGAUGGACGAAGUAAACUCAGAAAUGAGUAAAAACGGACAAGUUGAGAUUAAAAACGUGUUGCAUUUUGGAUCAUUAAACAAUGUGAUGAUGAGUGUUUUCGGUAAAAGUUACGAUUUCUUUGGCGGGAAAAAGAACGACGAAGCUGAGAAUCUUGAAGGUUUGGUGAAAGAAGGUUAUGAAUUGCUUGGGAUAUUCAACUGGGGUGACCAUUUUGCCCCUCUAAGAUGGUUGGAUUUACAAGGUGUUAGGAGGAGGUGCAAGUCCCUAGUUGAGAAGGUCAAUGUCUACGUUGGUAAUAUCAUCGAAGAGCACAGAACUUUAAGGAGAGAAAAAGUUGUUGGAGAUGAAGACUCUCAUGACUUUGUUGAUGUUCUUCUCGAUUUGGAAGAUGGUGAAAACAAACUUUCUGAUUCCGACAUGAUUGCUCUUCUUUGGGAGAUGAUCUUCAGAGGAACUGAUACAGUAGCAAUCCUGUUAGAAUGGACACUAGCAAGAAUGGUAGUGCACCCAGACAUCCAAGCCAAAGCACAAGCUGAAAUCGACUCAGUCGUCGGAGCCAACAAGCAAGUCACCGACUCAGACCUCUCAAAACUUCCAUACCUGACUGCCAUAAUCAAAGAAACCCUCAGAGUCCACCCACCCGGCCCACUCCUCUCAUGGGCUCGUCUCUCAAUCCACGACACCCACGUCGGGCCCCACUUCGUCCCAGCCGGAACCACAGCAAUGGUGAACAUGUGGGCCAUAACCCAUGACGAGAAGAUCUGGUCUAACCCCAACGAGUUCAACCCCGAGAGGUUCAUAGAGGAGGAUGUACCCAUCAUGGGUUCAGACCUCAGACUCGCUCCCUUCGGUGCAGGAAGGCGUGUAUGUCCCGGUAAAGCUAUGGGGAUGGCGACAGUCCAGCUUUGGUUAGCUCAAAUGUUACAGAAUUUCAAGUGGGUUCCUUCAACUGAGCAAGGUGUGGACUUGACUGAGUGUCUUAAGCUGUCUAUGGAGAUGAAGAAGUCUCUGGUUUGCAAAGCUGUUCCUAGGAUUACUGCUUAAUUAAUCAAACUUAGUACCAGAUUAGUGGGUUGUUAUGUCCAGGUUCGAGUCUAAUAGUAGUCUUUAUAAUGAGUCCUUUAUAGUAGUUUAUAAGUGGUAAUUAAGUGAUGGUUUCUCCAUGAUUUUGCAACCUUAUAUGGGGAAAUAGGCAUAUUAGUUGUCUUAAGAAAGCUGGGACUGUAAGAUUGUACUAUGUGAUCGUCGAAAAAACACUAAAGUAAAAGUAAUGAAAAUGUUCCUUUGUUAGUAGUAA